GUGCGUGAUCGAAAAGAUACCUGGUGUGUGCGCGCAUUAGGUUUCAACCGGUAAUAGAAUUACUUUCUUUUCCCGAGCGAACUGAUUUCUGUUCUGAUUGUGUUCAGUACACCGUACGAUGUCUCUUGGCAGACAACUUAGGCAGAAGCGUUUGCCAUUAGAAAGUGCUUUUGGAACCCGAAGCAUGGAUUUUCUAAAUUUAAACUUUCGUUCUCUCAAAUUGGAGGAUGUGAAAUCGUCGAAGGAAAACUUGCGGCAGGUCGAACGUGAGAAUUUUGUGGAGAGAAACGACCGCGUCGAAGAACAAAGGUGUAGGGCAAAGUCGGGCAAGGAAAAAUCGCACGACAAACUCCGAACGAUUCACUUACAUGAGGUUGCUUGGCACGACGCACUUGACAAUUGCUGGCUGGUGAUCCACGAUUACGUAUACGAUUGCACCGACUUUCUAAAGAGUCAUUCGGGUGGCCAAGAUGUUAUCUUGGAAUAUGCUGGACGAGACGCGACUUUGGCAUUUAUCGGCAUCGGACAUUCCACCAUCGCUAGAAAAACUUUAGACCAGUAUAAAAUUGGUGAACUUCCGCCGGAGGAGAGAAUCUUUCGCGUACCCGACGGCGUUAAAAUCUCGGGAUUUUGAUCUAUAUACUUGAGAUUAUUAAAUUGUGUCAUCGUUAUCAUGGCCAUUUUUACACAUUCAGGUAAAUAUUAUAUUGAUAUUAGAUAUUUUAUUUUGCUAACGAAAACUGGCAUAAUUAAUAUUUUCAAAUAUUGAACUCACUCGAAGAAAAGUAGAACAAUAAUGGAACAACGCAGGACACAAGAUAUUUUAUAUUGAAUAUAUUAUAUAUUUCUUGAUCAUCUAACACACUUCUAAUACACAACAUACAGUGUGAGAUGAUAGCGAUGUAGCUCGAUUUAUUAUACGCUAUCGAUAAACUUAUUGUUUCUAAUCGAAAGACGAGAGUGUUUUUUUUUAGUAAUUUAAUUAACAUUAUUCAAUUUCUGCAUCAAUUUUAGAUUUAUCUAAAAUUAAAUAUGCAAUAUACACACGUAGCAUUACUCUUGGUCACACAUAUUUACAUUUCAUUAAUUAUAAAAACAUACAUACAUUAUAAAAUGUAAAUAUUUUGCAAUGUGAAAAGAGAAAAAAAGAACAAAUGUAUACUUGAUAUGACUGAAAUUAUUAUGUCUUGUGGCAAGGAGAUUGAUUUUCCACGUUUUAAAAAGGUCUCAGCGAUAAAAAAUCAUUAGAAAGUCAAUAGAAAAAUUUUGGGAAUGUUUUCAUGUAUUGAAUUGGUUCUAUGUUUAUACUAUUGAGUUUAUGAAUAAAGAUACGCGCAAA
This is a messenger RNA of Cataglyphis hispanica, 1339 nucleotides long. Its product is annotated as cytochrome b5 type B-like. Gene Ontology annotation, molecular function: heme binding. NCBI's taxonomy places the organism in Eukaryota, Metazoa, Arthropoda, Insecta, Hymenoptera, Formicidae. Bases 119 to 634 code for a protein of 171 amino acids. The transcript is spliced from 2 exons. The record is from RefSeq and is a predicted model, not a curated record. Gene Ontology annotation, cellular component: intracellular membrane-bounded organelle; membrane.